ACGGUCGCCCGUGUUGUUGUUUUCGUAUGAGCGCGCGGACUGCAGAGUGUAGUCGUGGAGUUUUUUCAGAGCACAUCAUUCAGGAGCGGGAUUGUAGAGAGAAGCAAUUACGUAGUGUUGAUGCACGACCUGCAAAAAUGUCUGAUGUAAAUAACGAUGCCUUGAAGUUCUCGCCUGUUAGUCCAGAAACGAAGGUUACUGUUGUUUUGGGAGCCCAAUGGGGAGAUGAAGGUAAAGGCAAGGUAGUCGACAUGCUAGCAACUGAAUCGGAUGUAGUCUGCAGGUGUCAGGGUGGCAACAAUGCUGGUCAUACUGUUGUGGUUGAGGACACAGAGUAUGACUUCCACAUCCUUCCAUCAGGCAUCAUAAAUGCUUCUGCCAUGUCCCUGAUUGGUAAUGGAGUUGUGGUUCAUUUGGGCCAGCUUUUUGAAGAGCUUGCCAAAAAUGAAGCUAAAGGCCUGAAAGGCUGGGAGAACAGACUCAUCAUUUCUGACAGAGCCCACAUAGUGUUUGACUUCCACCAGAGUGUUGAUGGACUGCAAGAGUCAGAGCGAUCAAAGACGUCUGUAUCCCUGGGUACUACCAAGAAAGGCAUUGGUCCAUGCUAUGCCAGCAAGGCUUCACGACAAGGGCUCAGAAUGGCAGACCUUCUUGCCCUCGACCAGAGCAGUUUUGAGACGAGAUUCCGUAGCAUUGUAGCCAGUCAUCAGAACAUGUUUCCUGAACUGAAAGUUGACGUGGAAGCAGAACUGCAGCGGUACAAAGAAUUUGCUGAGAAGCUAAGACCUUUGGUUGGUAAUACAAUAGCUUACAUCCACAAAGCCGUUCGUAGCAACAAAAGAGUUCUGGUUGAAGGCGCCAAUGCGGCAAUGUUGGACAUUGACUUUGGAACUUAUCCCUAUGUGACCUCGAGCAACUGCAGCGUUGGUGGAGCUUGCACUGGUCUUGGUAUCCCUCCUUCCUUCAUUGGCGAAGUGUAUGGCGUUGUGAAGGCUUACACAACUCGCGUUGGGGUUGGACCGUUUCCUACGGAACAGAUAAAUGAGAUUGGAGAAACACUACAGGUGCAAGGAGGAGAAGUUGGAGUUACCACAGGAAGACCAAGACGCUGUGGCUGGCUAGACAUGAUGUUGCUGGCCCACACUAACAUGAUCAAUGGAUACUCUGCCAUCGCUCUCACCAAACUUGACAUUCUGGACCAAUUUGAAGAAAUAAAGAUCGGCGUUCGCUACCUCAAGAAUGGCGAAGUGAUGGAAUACUUCCCAGCUGACAUGAGCCUCUUGGAGGACAUCACUGUUGAGUACCUGACGCUGCCAGGCUGGCGCCAAGACACGUCCCAGUGCCGCGUGUACGCAGAGCUCCCUGAGAGGGCGCGUCAGUAUGUGCAGCACAUCGAGCGUCUCCUCUCAGUGCCUGUGAAGUGGAUCGGCGUUGGCAAGAGCAGGUCGUCCAUGAUCACCGUCUUCUAGGAUCGGUCAGAUCCUAGCAGACCGACCGACAUUGACUGCUGAUGAUCACAGUUUUCUAGGAUCGGUCAAAUCCCUACAGACCGACAUUGUCUGCUGAUUGGUCCUUCUUUUUCGUUAAUUAAGCCUUUACAUUUUAAAUCAUUCUGCAAUUCUCUUCCUUUGUCUAACCUUUGCAAUUCUGCAAUUAUUUGAUCAUAUUUUCUUUUCUUUUUUAAUUCUAUACGAUUGAACUUCGAUCGUGAAUCUGAUAAAUAAAGAUUGUGAUAUUUUAAUAAUAGUCACUCUGUUGCAGCGACCUCUCGUUGUUCUUCAAUUCUUUUCACUGAGUUUUGGUGUCAUUGGUAUACGACUAUGCGUAAUUACCAUUCUGACUUGAUGUACUACAAUUACUUGGAGUUUAUUGCA
Messenger RNA from Hyalella azteca, 1874 nucleotides. RefSeq names its product adenylosuccinate synthetase isozyme 1 B (gene Adss). Gene Ontology annotation, biological process: IMP metabolic process; 'de novo' AMP biosynthetic process. The transcript is spliced from 8 exons. Gene Ontology annotation, cellular component: cytoplasm. The coding region runs from base 27 to 1469 and encodes 480 amino acids. NCBI's taxonomy places the organism in Eukaryota, Metazoa, Arthropoda, Malacostraca, Amphipoda, Hyalellidae. The record is from RefSeq and is a predicted model, not a curated record. Gene Ontology annotation, molecular function: GTP binding; adenylosuccinate synthase activity.